Molecule: messenger RNA, 2288 nt
Organism: Cladophialophora immunda
Lineage: Eukaryota; Fungi; Ascomycota; Eurotiomycetes; Chaetothyriales; Herpotrichiellaceae
Exons: 1
Coding region: 133-1983 (616 amino acids)
Biological process (GO): membrane protein proteolysis
Cellular component (GO): lumenal side of endoplasmic reticulum membrane; membrane; cytoplasmic side of endoplasmic reticulum membrane
Molecular function (GO): aspartic endopeptidase activity, intramembrane cleaving
Source: RefSeq, a predicted model, not a curated record
GCAGGACCCUCGUUUAUUUCUACCCUCUGGAGAUCUUUGUAUUCUUGUUCACGCUCUCUCGCGCCUUUGGACCUGUCAACAUAUGCCGAUCUCGGCUUGUUCAUCUCUCCCGGGCGCGCGCAAACCGCAGAAAUGGCUUCAGAGCCGGGCCCACUCAUGGAGUUUCUAGGCCAGGCCGCCUACCAUUACGAAAGUAUGCGACCUCUUUUGCCAACGUAUAUCCAUCUUCUGGUGUCGGCCAUUUUCCCCAUCUACACGGCCGCUCACGCCUCGUUAACUAGACCACCGUCCGCGGCAGCCAAGAAAUCGAAGAAACCCGCCGAUGGGGAAGCCGAAGAACGCGAUGACGAGGAUUCCCAAACAAGAAUUGAAAGCCUGACCCCUUCUGACGCGAUAUUGUUUCCCGUCUUGGCUGGUAUCACACUGGCAUCGCUCUACUUUAUUCUCAAGUGGCUCCAAGAUCCCGCUUGGCUCAACUGGGCCCUGGGCAUUUACUUCUCACAGAUUGGCUUGUUCUUCGCCAUGAAGUUCCUGAAGGACGGCUUCUCUGUGAUGCGGUCCUUUUUACUUCCAAAUGAGUAUUCUUGUUCAGGAAUGCUGUGGAAGGUGGACCAGCAGCAACGGUGCUUCCAGACAGAGAACGGCUCGCGGAACAGCUCACCGUUUCCGGGUUUAGCAGGACAAAUUCCUCUACCCUCUUCCGCUGUAUCGCUUAUCUGGAAUCUACGAGCGAUACUUUACACGAAGGCCCGGCUCGAAUUCCACGUUCACGAAUUGAUUACUAUCAAGACAUUAGUGGAAAUUCUUGACAUCAUCAGCCUCGUACUCUCCGGCGGCAUCGUCUAUAUUCACACAUUCGUCUCAAAACCAUGGUUCCUGACCAACAUCCUUGGUUUCUCCUUCUGCUACGGCUCUUUGCAGUACAUGACACCUACAACAGCCUGGACUGGCACCCUCGUGCUGAGCGCACUCUUCUUCUACGAUAUUUACUUCGUGUUCUUCACCCCCAUGAUGGUCACUGUGGCGACCAAAUUAGACGUACCGAUAAAGCUGCUCUUCCCUCGACCCGAUGGUUGCGUGUUUCCUGUGGGCGCGCCUGAAGGUUCGCCAGCAAUGGAAGAGUACUUGCAGUGUCUGGCGAAGAAAAGAACAAUGGCCAUGUUAGGGUUAGGGGAUAUCGUCGUGCCAGGGAUGAUGCUGGCCUUUGCCUUGAGAUUUGACUUGUACUUGUAUUAUCUUCGGCAAGCUAAGGAAGGACAGCAAGCAGGGGAGGAUGCGUCGAAGCCGACAUACACCAGCGCGACAGGAUCAUGGGGAGAACGUUUUUGGACCACCUCGAAAUUAUGGUCGAAGGGGAUGAAGGCCAAGCGAUUCCCCAAACCGUAUCUUCGCGCCACAAUAUUAGGAUAUCUCACUGGAAUGGUGGUGACGGUGGUUGUGAUGCAGGUUGCACAACAUGCCCAGCCCGCACUGCUCUACCUUGUGCCUGGGGUCCUGCUAUCGUUCUGGGGCACCGCUCUGGUGAAAGGGGACUUGAAGGAGCUUUGGCAUUACAGUGAGCACCCAGAGGACGACGACAAGAAACCCAAGGAAGCAAAAGAGGACAAAGGCUUGUUGGCGGCAACCAGCGAGGACAGCAUUGAUGAAAAGGCGAUAACCAACAGCGCAGGAGCCAGUAAAGCCGAGGGCACUGAUCCAGUCAAAACGCAGGACACUAUGUCUGCGAACGACAACCAAGAAACCGUGAAGAGAGAUUCUGAGAAGACCUGCCGGCGCCUUAUCCACUUUUCAAUCACAUUACCCGAUCCAACUCCACAGGCUCAAUCGACCGACGAGAAAGCGUGUCCCAAGCCGAUGACCGCUGAUGAGAGGUCAGACAGGACCGUGGCUGCUAACGAGACCGAGGGAAAUGGAGGAAUGGGCAGAAGUUGGGAGCGAAAGGACGACGGCGAACCGCCUGGCAAACGUGCCAGAAAAUCAUGAUGAGCCCUAAGGGAACCACGAGCUAUCUGCAGAUAGACCAUCAAAAUGCAAAGCGACGGACCUGGCACGGUAGGCAGCUUCGAAGGGAGGAAUGGAGGCAUGAAGACAAAGUUUGGCGGCAUCACAGGGGCAUGGUGGAGACAUCGUCAGGUUCUCAAUGAUUUAUUCCAUCCCUGUGAAUGACCUUGAGUGUGCUCUUUUCCCUUCACCCAUUUUAUUUUGCUUUCACCGUUACCAUGUUGGAUCAUGUCCGUCUCUCAUUCGUCACUCAUGUCGAGUCUAUUUGUUCAUCUCUUGUGCCUGAG